AUGAGCGCGCGCCAGCCGCGUCCGCCGCCCGGGGCCAUCAAGACCGGCCCCGUCGCAGCCGCGUGCGCCUUCGCCGCCAUCUACUACGUCUACGGCAUCACGAACCACACGGCACCGCACGACGUCGAACGAAAGAGGCACAGCGAGAAGGUGCCGUUCUGGAAGCGCAGCAACUAG
Messenger RNA from Micromonas commoda, 177 nucleotides. RefSeq lists its product with no specific name. The transcript has a single exon. The record is from RefSeq and is a predicted model, not a curated record. Lineage: Eukaryota; Viridiplantae; Chlorophyta; Mamiellophyceae; Mamiellales; Mamiellaceae. Bases 1 to 177 code for a protein of 58 amino acids.